Molecule: messenger RNA, 3502 nt
Organism: Solea senegalensis (Senegalese sole)
Lineage: Eukaryota; Metazoa; Chordata; Actinopteri; Pleuronectiformes; Soleidae
Product: NHL repeat-containing protein 3-like
Exons: 3
Coding region: 201-1268 (355 amino acids)
Biological process (GO): negative regulation of translation; protein polyubiquitination; proteasome-mediated ubiquitin-dependent protein catabolic process
Molecular function (GO): protein binding; translation repressor activity; ubiquitin protein ligase activity
Source: RefSeq, a predicted model, not a curated record
UUCAUGUAAGGCUGAAGAGGAAGUGGUUUGAACGUUUCGUUUCGUUUAGCAGGUUUCGAAACAUACAUCAUUUUAGGACUUUAACUCGAUUUUUAUCUUUUAUCAGAUUACAUUUAGCGUCUGCCAUUCCCGGCGUCAUCUCCUCAGCGGUGGUACUCCCACAUACCGAGUGUAGCAACAGUAGUGAUAUCAAAGCACAGAUGUUGAAGAAAAAGCGAGGUCACGCGUGUUUGGUGGCCACCAGUAUGGGCUCGUUUGUGUUGUUAAUGAUGGUGCUGUACGGUACCUUUGGCACGCAGCCCGGCAGCAGCAACUCCUCCAGCCCGAGACGCGAGUACCAGCUGCUGGGCAGACCUCUGUACAAACUGGAGCUGAGCUGGCCAAAGAACCCGGAACUCUUCACGGGGGACGUGUUUGCUGUGGCCGUGGACCAGUAUGCUGGGGUCGUGUAUGUGGCCCAGAGAGGCGACAUUAUUCCCAAGGUGCUGGUGUUCACCACUGAUGGAGAUUUCCUAAUGCCCUGGAACACAACCACCCUGGAGAUGCCUCAUGGGAUGUUUAUAGCUGAUGCAGCCUCAUCAAACCCCACUGUGUGGAUCACAGAUGUGGGGAAUGGCCAAUAUGGCCACUGCAUUAAACAGUACUCACCAUCUGGGAACCUCCUUCAGGUGCUUGGUACACCAGGGAAGGCAGGCUCUGGGUUAAACCCUCUGCAGUUUGACCAGCCAGCUGAGAUUUUCAUUCACAGCUCCGGGGAAAUGUAUAUCGUGGAUGGUGACGGUGGAAUGAACAACCGCCUCAUCAAGCUUUCUAAAGAGCAGGAGGUGUUGUGGAUGCAUGGGGAGAAAGGCCAAGGCAUGGCUCAGUUCUACAUCCCCCACAGUGUGACUGUGGACAACUCCCAGAGGGUGUGGGUGGCCGACCGAGGCAAUAAAAGGAUCCAGGUCUUUAACUCCGUCACUGGGGAGUGGCUUGGAACUUGGGGGAGCUGCUUCACCGAGGACGCGCCCUACUCUGUUCGCCUGACUCCAGACAAGAAGUAUUUUGUCGUUGUCCAGCUCAACACCAAUCAGAUAUCACUGUUGGAUGCACCUCCAGUGGGUUUAAUUGGCCAGUGUAGAGUGGUCAGUGUGAUCCAGCUGGCUGAGGAAGUGAAGCCCCACCUGGUGGACCUGGACGUAAAGACUGGGGCUCUGUAUGUGGCUGAGAUCGGAGCCCAGCAGGCUCAGAAAUUCAUCCCUUUCAGUCUGGAUGGAAGUUUCCUUUAGAGCCAUACAUGGCUUUAAGUGAACAGUUGGAAUGGUUUAGUAAUGUAGGAAACUGUGCCGGUCAUAAGACUGUUCAAUUAAUUUAAACAUGGACUGAAAAUGCUCCCCUGUAUUAUUUUGUGAUCUGCAGUCCAUGUGACCCAGAAAAAGAAAAUACAAACACAAUUUAUCAACCCUGCUUAAAAUAUACAGUAUCCUUCAACAGUUGACAGUAAGUACAUGGCACUAGUUUACAACCUUGUGUAUACUGUAUGAAUGCUGUCUGAAUAAUUUACAUUUAAAUCAACAUUAUUCAUCUAUCUGUAUAUCUCAUCCUUUGAGAGUUGCGAGAUCCUGAACAUGUCCUCAAAACUUCACAACAAGUGACGACAUUUAUCUUUAAGUGUCUUACAAUAUCUGUUUAUCGCCAAGACAGCUUGAUUUAUCUUUUUAUGGAUGUGUUAGGUUAGUAGUUUGGGGAUUUGCUAGUUGUCUAAGAACCAAUCUUAACCUCACAUGGGACCCUGCAAACCCUCAGGUGUCCGAGUCCUGCCUUUUAAAAACACAGCACUUCACAGACUGGACUAAAUUAACACAUUUUAACACUGUGGAGCUAUGUUACUUUAUAAGGAAACAGCAAAAAUGUCCUAUGAUUAAGCUUUUGCUGUCUUAAAAAUGAAUGAAUGAAUGUAAAGUCAUAAAAGUAAGUUUUAUGAAAAGAAAAUUGGUAUUAAUAUACAGGAAAUGUAUUUACCUGUCACUUAAAGACAUGAUACUUUUAAUUUAAAAUACUAGUAUAUUUGGAACAAAACCACUUCUAUGUAGAGAUUUGAUAUUUGUCAUCAGUUUCAGUCUGAUAAUGGUCACAAUCACUGGAUCGGAGAUCAGUAAAAGAAAAAGUACCCUAAAUAUCAAAUAGUUCCUUAAGGUCAGGAUUUAAAUGUGGCAUGUGGUGCUCAGGUGAGCUACGUGGAAUUAUUUUUAAGAUAAUAUAGGGAAAAUAUUGAGUAGGUGGGUCUAAUGUUGUGAUAAAUAAAUACAUAAAAAAGUGGACUUACACUAUAUUGGUAUCGGAAACACAAAAGUGGUAUGGAGCCAUCCCUACGUUUCUAUUUUUUAAAGAUAAUCACGUGGGCAAUUAAUUCUUCAGUGUUUUGUGGAGUUGUGUGUUCUUUCUUAUGACUUUUCUUGACAUUGCACUCCUGGAAAGGACCAGAGCUUUAAGCCCUAUUGUGCUUUUUUUUUAGUAUUUCAGCCUUUUAAAUGAACCCUGGUGAGGUGUCACAUAAACAAACAAAAGUGAGGCUGUUUUUCCAUGUUUGACAAUUCAUUAUAUUAUUUGCAUCCAUGUGUAGAAGUUUACAGAUUGUUGAUUAGGUACAAUAUGACAUGAUGUUGUUGUUGUUGACAUAGGGACAUACAGAAGUAUCCAAGGCCGUUUUUUAAGACAUUCUGCACGUGAAACGUGUGUAAAAGGCUGGAACAGAACUGUUUUUCCACAUUGUUUGAUUUUCCUUGACUGUGUGUUGUUUUCUGUACAUGUAUGUGAUGGUUACAGUAUGAGAAGUAUUGGGGUAACUGAACUGUUUUGUAAUGUACCUGGAGGCACAGUAUCAUACCGUGGAAACUCAAAAUACUUGCACUACUCAAAAUUUUAUCAAGAUUACACGUCAGUUUAGUUCUGGAGCUUUGUCAGUUCAAGAAAAACGUUCAAGAUUCCAUAAAUUAUAUGUAAUAUGUAUAUAUAUACACACACACACAUAAGUAUGUGUAUAAACCAGUGGAGAACAGAAAGACACAAUUUUAAGGCCUUUUCUAGGAGUCAUAUUGUGUUUGUUACUACUUGUGGGAGUGUUCUUUUAUUUUUUUAAUUUAUUUUAUAUUUUAAAUCACAUCCGUUGUUAAUUAUUCCAUUAAAACUGUACAUGAAGGAUUUUAUGCUGUAACCUUAUUAAUAUUCCCAAUACUUACAGUAGCCAGAUCAGACUGACUUAUGAUGAAUGAAUUAUUAUACUGUUAUUUAUGUUUUGUGGUGACUUGAUUAUUAACAUGUGAUUUAUUCCCAUGAUGCACUUUUAUGUCUUGUUAUCCUUAAAAAAAGGUGAUAUGUUAAGCUCCUUUUUGUUUGUGUGUUCAGUGUUCAAAUCCUAAAUCAGAUCAAUUGAAAUUGCAUGCAUUUCUUUGCACAACAUGAUGAUAUUGACAUUAUGAUAUGAUAUUACUGAUAAUCGGUUUGAGUGUUUCUGUUUUUUUCU